AUGGUGGACUUGAACUCGGGACUUCAGGUCACGAAUCGGGCGCUCCACCACUUGAGCUACAGAUACCGUCACGCGACACCUGAAAAGAAGGGAUAUCCGGAUGAAGAGGACCCGCGGCACAACGACAGCUUAUACCACCCCGACGACAAGGAGACCACACCAUCAAAAGCAAAGCACAAAGGGCGGUGUCUGUGCUUCGUCGCCGGAAUCAUGUCCGAUGGGGACAAGUUCCAACCCAAGGACUACCACAGCAUGUUCACGCAUGCUUUCUUUGUUGACUGCGAUGGACAAUGCAAAAUACCAUCAAGGAAAGCCAUGAAGAAGGCGGACAUGUUGUCGGCGUGUGAAACUUAUGGAAUCAACGUGAACCAGCGAUUAACCAGACCUGUUGUGUGGGCAGUGCUCAAGGACCACGUCGAUCGUGCUGUCAAGUCGGAGGUCGAGUCCAUGGCCAUGGAGCGCGGCCACCUGGUUGCUUGGACGCCACCGUAUCGCUCCGACCUACAGCCUAUCGAAAUGGUGUGGUCAGACGUGAAAGGCAAAGUCGGAAGACAGUACACGGUGACAACAUCGUUCGAGGACGUCAGGGUGCGGUUGGAUGCAGCGUUUGCUUCGCUGCCAAGCAAGACAAUCUACAACUACAUCGGUCCCACAGAGAGGAAAGUAGCAGCCAUGAGUCUAUACCUCGAGACUCUUGACGAAGCGAACGAUGAGCUAGGCCAAGGUUCAUCAGACGACGAAAACUCCGUUGACAUGGCCAGUGAGGCCAGUUCAGAUGAUGACGAGUGA
Aphanomyces astaci is the source of this 789-nucleotide messenger RNA. RefSeq lists its product as hypothetical. The transcript is spliced from 3 exons. Gene Ontology annotation, molecular function: nucleic acid binding. The record is from RefSeq and is a predicted model, not a curated record. The coding region runs from base 1 to 789 and encodes 262 amino acids. Lineage: Eukaryota; Oomycota; Saprolegniomycetes; Saprolegniales; Verrucalvaceae.